This is a messenger RNA of Raphanus sativus (radish), 1323 nucleotides long. RefSeq lists its product as uncharacterized. Lineage: Eukaryota; Viridiplantae; Streptophyta; Magnoliopsida; Brassicales; Brassicaceae. The transcript has 4 exons. Gene Ontology annotation, molecular function: nucleic acid binding; RNA-DNA hybrid ribonuclease activity. Bases 1 to 1323 code for a protein of 440 amino acids. The record is from RefSeq and is a predicted model, not a curated record.
AUGGUAUAUCAGCUGGUAAAGUCCCUGGACGCUGAGGACCAUAUCUCACACCUCCAACAAGCCUUCACCACUCUCAGGAAUUACAACAUGAAGCUUAACCCUUCAAAGUGCUCGUUCGGGGUAAGCUCUGGGAAAUUCCUAGGGUAUAUAGUUAGCCACAGGGGCAUUGAAGCAAAUCCAGAGCAGGUGAGAGCGAUCCAGGUGAUACCUUCCCCUCGCAACGUCAAGGAGGUGCAAAGGCUGACAGGAAGGAUGGCUGCCCUAAGCAGGUUCAUCUCCAGGCUAUCCGAUAAGUCGCAUGCCUUCUUCGAAACCUUGAAGGACCCCAAGGACUUCCAAUGGACUGAUAAAUGUGAGGUCUUAUUGCUCUAUCUGGCGGUAUCAGAGCAUGCAGUCAGUGCAUUUCUAGUAAGGGAAGAUGGAAGGAAACAGCAUCCUAUCUACUACGCUCAUCAAAUCGUGGUGGUUACCUCCUUCCCCAUCAAGGCAGUCCUUCAUAAACCAGAAGUGUCUGGACGACUAGCAAAAUGGGCCAUAGAGCUGGGGGAACACGAUGUGAUCUUCUGGCCUGCAACAGCCAUCAAAUCGCAAGUACUAGCAAAUUUCGUAGCAGAAUUCUCUCCUGCCAUGCUUCCAGCCUUGGAACAAGAGGUAAAGUUUUGUAAUAGCGAAGGGGAGAAAGGCGAAUGGACACUAUACGUUGAUGGAUCUAGUAACAUAAGGGGUGCAGGCGUAGCACUAGUCCUAACUUCCACGGGGGAAUCAGCCUCAAGGGCCAUGGGAGUAGAAGACAUCCAGGUCUUCAGCGACUCGCAACUGAUCAUAAGUCAGGUCCAAGUAGACUACCAGGCAAAAGAUCCAAGUAUGAUAAGAUAUCUAUCCGUGGCUAAGCGACUACUGGACAGGUUCCGACACUGCAAGCUCACCCAGAUCCCUAGGGAGCACAACUCCCAGGCCGACACUCCAGCUAAUCUAGGGUCCGCCCUAGAAACGACGAGUCAUAUGAGCAUCCCACUACUGGUACUCCAAUGGCCCGCAACCGAAAAAGAGACGGAGCCUGAAGAAGUGUCCGUGGUAGACGAAGGAGAGACCUGGAUGACUCCCAUCAUUAACUAUCUAAGGUACGACACCUUGCCUGAAGAUCGGGAUGAAAGUCGGAAGAUAAGGCGUCAAGCGGCCAGGUACUGCUUUUCUGAGGGGAAACUAUACAGAAAAUCCUUUUCAGGACCCUAUCUACGAUGUGUUACCCCUAGAGAAGCCGCCAGGAUAAAAAUUCAGGUCGUGCCUAUCUACGAUGUCCCUGUGUCUAGAUCUACUCGAUAA